GCGCUUCCAAACGCCACUCCGCCGGUAGGGCUCGUUGCGAGCGGACGUCUCUCGCGUCGCGUCCCGAACGUUCUAUCGUAAACAAUCACGCGUUAGUAAUAAAUUAAAAUUAAUUAUUGCACAGUGUAAACGUGACUUUAAAAAAUCGUGUACUCGUGUUUCGUGAGUGGACAUGUUCUGAUAUUGAAUUUGGAUUUUUUUUUUGGAAGUUUUUUUUUUUUGGAAAUUUUGACAAAUGAUGGGUGUUAACAGUUGUAUCAGCGUGCGGCAGAUUAGAGCGCCAUGCCACUGCCCCGCUUGCCCCAGGGCCUCGGGUCACGGGGUUCACAUGCCCCCCCAGACCCUGGUGCUGCCCCCUAUGGCUCUGGAGCCGGAGACCACUCCUGUUAAAGACAAAAAGGGCUCCAAAAUGAAAGUACUGAAGAAAAUCAAGAAAAAAAUUGGCUUAGCGCCGCGCGGAGGCUGCGCGGGCGGCGCGCCCAACAACCUGCCGCCGCUGAGCUUCCACCGCGUGCACGGCGACAACGUGCGCGUGUCGCGCGACGGGCUCACGGCGCGCCGUGUCGAGUCCUUCUGCAAGGGCGUGGCGUUCAGCGCGCGGCCGGUGCGCGUGGGCGAGCGCGUGCUGCUGCGCUUCGCCGACGUGUCGUCUGCGUGGAGCGGCGUGCUGCGCUUCGGCUUCACGGCGCACGACCCCGCCGCGCUGCCCGCGCUGCCCAAGUACGCCUGCCCCGACCUCACCGCGCGCCCCGGCCACUGGGCCAAGGCGCUCGCCGAGCGCUUCUGUGAGAAGGACGCCGUGCUGCACUACUACGUGACGGCGGCGGGCGACGUGCACUUCGGCAUCAACGGCGAGGAGCUGGGCGUGUUCCUGUCGGGCGUGGAGGUGCGCGAGCCGCUGUGGGCGCUGCUGGACGUGUACGGCAACUGCACGGCCGUGGCGCUGGAGGACGCGCGCGCGCGCGACGCGCUGGCGGCGGGGCUCCGCGCGCUGGCGAUCGCGGAGCCCUCGCCCGCGCCGGCGUCCACGCCGCAGCCGCUGGCGCUGCACCGCACGCGCGGGCGGCACGUGGUGCUGGGCGCGGCCGGCGAGGCGGCGCGCGCGCCCGGCGAGUUCUGCCAGGGCUACGUGUUCUCCGCGCGCCCGCUGCGCGCCGGGCAGACGCUGCUCAUACAGAUCCUGGCCACCGAGCCGGCGUACGCGGGCAGCCUGGCGGUGGGCCUGACGUCGUGCGACCCGGGCUCGCUGCGCGCGGGCGCGCUGCCCGACGACGCGGAGCAGCUGCUGGACCGGCCGGAGUACUGGGUGGUGCGGCGCGACGCGGCGGCCGGGCUGCGGCGCGGCGACGAGCUGUGCGUGGCGCUGUCGGCGGCGGGCGAGGUGCGCCUGUCGCGCAACGGCGCGCCGGCGCACGUGCUGCACGUGGACCACUCGCUGCGCCUGUGGGCCUUCGUCGACGUGUACGGCGCCACGCAGCGCGUGCGCCUGCUCACCACCGCCCCGCCCGCCCCGCCGCCCGCGCCCGCCGUGCUGGUGGUCAGCCUGCCGCCGCCGCCCGCCGGCGCGCACUACGCGGAGCCGAUCCAGAGCUCCUGCCUGUCGGCGAGCGCGCUGCCGGCGCCGCGCCGCGAGCUGUGCGCCUCCAGCAGCCAGAACAGCUGCAACGAGCAGCUGCUGCCGCCUGGCAGCAUGAGCGCAAUCACCAGCAUGCCCAGCAGUAUGGCGGGCAGCAUGGCGGGCAGUAUGGCCGGUAGUAUGGCCGGCAGUAUGGCGGGCGGCAUGGCGGGCGGCCUGGCGGGCGGCAUGGCGGGUGGCAUGGCGGGCGCGGAGUGCACGGUGUGCUACGAGGCGCCGGUGGACAGCGUGCUGUACAUGUGCGGGCACAUGUGCAUGUGCUACCGCUGCGCCGUGCAGCAGUGGCGCGGCAAGGGCGGCGGCCAGUGCCCGCUGUGCCGCGCGCAGAUCAAGGACGUCAUCCGCACCUACAAGUCGUGAGUGAGCCGUGCCGCAGACCGAGAGGACGGUGUCGUCUGUGACUGACAUUGUUCGUGUUAGUGCCCCUGUUUACGACAACACCGACACUGCACUGCUGUUGUAUCUGUUGCGCGCUCGGUGCUUGUCAGUCUCACUUUUGACAGUGACAGUUCAAGAUUUGUCGAAGAAUCUGUUUGGUGGUGUCUAUGUCUGGAACUUGAACCACAGAUAAGAAUCAAAAAUGUGACUGACAUUGUUUGUGUUAAUGUCCUUGUUUACUACAACACCUACAAUGUACUGCUGUUCUGUCUGUUGCGUGUAAUUGUCUAUCACUUUUGACAGUGACAGUUCAAUUUAGAAUUUAUGGAAGGCUGAAUGUGAUAUAUAUACGUAAUGAGGAGGUUGUGCGUUUGUCUGUCACUGUCAGAUUACAUGUUUUUCAACGAAAUUAAAUAGUUAGUGAAGUAAUUGACAAUAGACCUGGUUUUUUUUAUUACUGAGAAAUAUGAGAAUAAAAGAAUGUUUUAGUAAUUGAUUUGUCCAUUAAUGUCAAUUAAAAUUAUGCCUUUAAAUUUCAUUUGACAGUUUUUCAGUAGAAAUUUUAGUUUAACAGUUGAAAGGAAGUAAAUGACACUGACAUUGACAGCUCCGUGCGGGAAUCGUGUAUGAGUGUGAGACAUGGUGUUGUGUGGAAGUACUUAGCGGUUAAGAUUAUAAAUAUGCCAAAAAUACCCUCUGAAGCAGAUUGAAUUGACGUAAAAUAAUAAUAAUAUAAUUAAUUAUUAAUGAAGAGUCCCCAAAAACGCUUGUAAAUAUUAAAUGAUAGUUAAAUUUAAUUUUUAGGUUAAUUGUACAUAUUGAACCAAUACACUUAAUUUUGACAUUAAUUUAAUUAUAAGGGCGGUGACAUACUCAAAACACGCGACAAUAACUUGACAGGUUUUGUGUCAAAUAAAAAAAAUAUCUGUGCGCCUCGCGUGUUAUAAGUGUGUCACCACUUUAAUAUACUUAACAAUAUGGGCUGUUACACUUGGAAUGUAGGAUUAUUAUCACUAGUGUGUAAUGUAUUAUAUGUUGCCUUCAUCCAAUAUAGUAAAUAAUAUAUACUUUGUAUGUUAAGUUGACUAGUACUCGAUGACUGCGCUCUUUUACAUUUAACCUAAUUACAUGACAUUUUAAUGACAUUUGUAGCCAGAGCCACACUCAAAGACAUGCCGCGCGUUUCUUCAAAUCAAAUAAAGCAUGAUUUAUCCAAAAUUAAAACAGAAAAAUACAACUGAAUUAGAUGUAAAAAAAUAUAUUUUCAAUAACAUAACUAUGACUGAAUAUUUAAUUUUUUAUUUUUUAUUAUUUAUAACAUAAGGCAAAUAUUCUUAAAAAUAUAUCAAAAAUUUUAACAGUACUGGAUCUCCAUAAAUUAUGACACUAGCAGAAUUAUCAAGUACUUUUUUCGAUUGAAUAUGAUGUGAUUUGAUCGCGCGGCGUGUUUAGAGUGUGUUUGCAGCUUUAUCGCAAUCGAAUUAUUUUCAACUGUAGUAUCAGCUACUAAAAUAUAUCAUAACUUGACAAUACAGCCGUUUUGUGACUUUAUAUAGUCUAUAUUGUCUAUUCUAGUGACACUGCAACAAUAUUUAUGACAGGAUGACUUGAAAUAAUUAUUACACGUUUGUAAGUAGAAAGACAUUUGCGUAUCAUUACUGUUAAUUAUAUACAUAUAAAAUAAAUUUAAUGGUAGUCUGUGUCGCGGGUGUAAGUUUUUAUAUUUUAAUGUCAAAAUCUGUCAAAAACUUACACUCUGGGUACUGUGAUCCUUAUUAUGUAUGACGUAAAGUGUUAUGAUUUGUGUAAAUAUGUUAAAAUUUGAGAGUAAAUAGGUUUUUGUGUCAUACAUAAUCGGGGUCACAAAUAUCAUAUCAAUAUACAUAGCAUUUUGUACAUCGAAAUUUGACAUGUCAUGUAUAAUCUCAUAUCAAUAUUAGUGUACUUACUAAAUUUUGACAGAAACUGUAAAGGGCUGUAGUAUUUGCUAGUUGUAUGGAGAAGUCGUUCCUAAACUGUAGGACUUGUGUAGAAGGGAUUGCACGAUGAAAUUUCCACAGACAAUUUUUUAUUCAAUUUUACAUGAAAAAAGUAUAAAAAUCACAAAAAUUUAAUAAAAAUGUUUAUCAAAAAAAAACAAGCAAAAUAAAAAACUUAAAAAAAAUUAACCGAAUACUAAAUAUAUGAAUUUUUACAACUUUAAAAAGUUGUCUUUCAGUGUACUCUGUACCAUAGACACGUAGAAGCAAAUUGUCUCUUAUUUCUAAACAUUGAAGGGUCAUUUAAUUAUCACUAAUAAUAUAGAUUUUAAAAUGCUACGUAUUACCACUGCCAUAUCUCAAUAUUGAGACAUGUCUAUCAAUAUUGUAUGUCAAAAUUGAUUUUUUUUUAGAAUUUUAUAUAAAACUUUGCAGAAUAAUUGAUUAAUUUUUAAUUCUAAAAAUAUUUUAAAUCCAUCCUCUUUUUAUGAUGAUCUUAAAAAGAUUUUUUUUAUUUUACUCAAAAGAACUUGUAUUUUGAGUCCAAAAUAAAACACAAUUAAUUAAUUAUCAGUGUUAGAAAUGACACAUCCUGUAUAAAUGUUCGUGUGCAUCUUGCAAUUCAUUCUAUAUGUAUAUACAUGGUAGGUGCGGAGUCUGUGCGUCCACGACAAGAGAUAUAUAGCGAUAUAUAGGUAACGCAUUUAGUAUUAUUUAGUUGUAAAUAAUUUGCUGUACCGAGUGAGUGUGACCAACAAACACGAGUAUUUUUGCCCAUUUUAUUAUUUCUAUGUUUAAUUAAACUCAGUUUAGUUGUUACAAUAAUAAUAACAAUAUAAAUACUUUGCUGGUUGUUCGUCACCUCGCAGUUACCAGAACGCAGGAGUUCCUAUGAAAUGUCUUUUUUAAACGGUUUUCCUUCAAAUGUAAUAUUUCGAAUUGCUAGUACGGACUGGGGACUUACAAUUGUUACAAUAGAAAUGGUUUUUUAAUUUUCUGCACAGGUUGAGGUCAUAGUUAAUAAUAGAAAAAAAAACUAAAUUCUAUUUUAAAAAAAAAGUUCCGACGCACUAUUGGAGUUUACUCUUUCAGAUCAACUGUCUAAAUAGUGUAUGUUGCCCCGCAGCAUACACGCUCGGUGAAAGGUGCGCAGAAUAGGUUGCGCACAAAAAACGCAGCGUUGUCAUUCAUUCAUCGAAUUUUACUGCCCAUAUUUUUUCAUACUGGGGGCUUAUAGGUAUAUGAAAACUCGAUUCUUAAGGAGUAAACUCCAAAAAAAGAAAUCAGUCACACAAAUUAUCUUUCAUAAUAUACUGCAGAAUAUUUCUAUUUCGCAAAGAUCGGACGUUUAGUGAGACCCGGCCCGUACUGGUCGCGCUACGGCGCUGUGUUGCCAGCACUACACGUCUUGCAUCCGAGUGGGGAAAAUCACAACUAUUAUUAUAAACUAUUUUGUAUUGCAGUAUUUUACCAAAAGCUUAAACAUAAAUUAAUUUCCAAUUGAGGUUUUUAUUAUUUAUGUUUUUUUUUUAUUUUGUUUAAUUAUUAUAGAGGAAACAAAAUGAUUAAAAUAAUUGUGAUCCUUUCAGUCCGUACUGUAUUGAAACUGACAACUAUUUAUCUUAGUAAAGGUAACUUUGUAUUUAAUAAGAAUGUCCUUAAUUCCUUUAUAUCUGCUCAAGCUCCCUCUAUGUAGGCCUUCGGUGUGCAUAUCAUUUUGUAUAUUUACUAUACACUUAGCCGACUCCUCGGCUGUGCGGGAAUAUGGAGACGGAUAAAAAAAAACCUAACCAUUCCCCCUCAACCCUCACCCCUGCGCGGGGAAUGGCGACUGGGGGGGGGGGGGGGCAACACGCGCCUGUCAAUUAAAGGCCUCAAUAGCUGGACUAAAAAAAAUUAUGAUGGCAAAUAUUAAAAAAAAAAUGAUGUGCUUCCCGCCCUCUGUCGUGCGCAGAGGAGGACUCAGCGCUGUGUGUGCGUAUGACAUAUCGUUUACAUAUGAAAUUGCAUUUUUUCUAUUGUAUCAUUCCUUUUUAGAUGUCUUUUAUGAUGAUGAUGAUUAGUGAUUACCAUUGUUGUUGUGUACCAAACCUUGGCAGCCAGUUUCGUGUAUUUUUUUUCGAAAUGUAAUUUUAAGCGUCUGUAUUAUAUUUUUAAUGUUUAGGUAUUUAACACAUUUGAUUUAUUGAUUUAUCAGCAUUACAUCGAGGUGACUGGAUUUCAUUUUGUAUUAACGAACAAAAAUGCGUAUAAAGAAAAUUAAGAAAUUGAAUUUUUUUCGUUAAUUUGAAAUGAAAAGUCUUUUAGCAAAGUUACUUCGGUGUAAUGUCAUUGGUCUAGUUUGUAAUGUACCUAUUUAUUUUAUCUGUAAUUGUAAGAUCCUUUUUUAAUGAACAACGGCUCCGGCAUCCGGCCUUUGUGAGCACUUUUCUACCAAAUCAGUGUGACCAGUUUAUUAAAUAGAAUUUGUCGAUUUUUAAAGCCAAAAUGUUUUGUUUGUGUAAAAUAUUAUUUUAGAUGCACUUUUGAAAUGAUGAAAAAAAGUUAUGUAUAGUAUUUCCGAAGUGCAUCUUUAUUAUUAUUUAGUUUUUUUUUAUAAAUUAUUUGUUUAUACGGUCCACGGUGUAUAGUGUUGUCAUCUAGUCGUUAAUUUAUUUUUUUUAAUUAUAAAGCCUUGAUUUGAAUACGAAGUUGGAAUUUAGAUAAGUUUUGAAUUAAAAUGGUUAUUAACGAA
Messenger RNA from Bicyclus anynana (squinting bush brown), 6727 nucleotides. It is a transcript of the gene neur, whose product is annotated as protein neuralized. The record is from RefSeq and is a predicted model, not a curated record. Gene Ontology annotation, molecular function: ubiquitin protein ligase activity. Lineage: Eukaryota; Metazoa; Arthropoda; Insecta; Lepidoptera; Nymphalidae. The transcript has 7 exons. The coding region runs from base 236 to 1996 and encodes 586 amino acids.